UGCCGGUGCCGGUGCCGGUGCCGGGGUCGGGGGGUCGGCGGGACAUGGCGUCGCAGCGAGGCAGUCGGCCCCAGAACCGGAGCCCCCCGGGCAAGAAGGAAAAGACCUCUGAACGGCCCAGUUCAGCAAUUUCAGAAGAGCCCGAGCCUGAGCCUGAGCCCAAGCCUGAUCCGAAUGUUCUGCAAGGAGAGGAUAUCCAGGCACUUGCAAUUAAGGUGGAGGACCUGGAGAAAGUUCAUGCUCCACGCCUUCCCCAUGAUGCUGGGAGAAUUCCAGUUAGGAAGAAUUACCUCGUUCGAAAAUACCUACCCAAGGAGGUGACACAUCUUGUAGCACAUCCCGCUUCUCCCAAGGCACCCAGGCAACCACUGACUUUUCCUGGACCAAAAGAGUUUGCUGAUGGCUGCGAAGAGAUUCUCCCUCAUCACAUUUUGGGAAGUGUCCAGGAGUUUAAGAUGGAAGUCUGGGCCAGAAGAAGCACUCGGACAGCAGAUGUUAUUGAGGUUCCUCGUCCGGAUGUUACUGCAGCAGCUUUGAAAGAGAAACAUGGAGGAGAGAAGAAGCAAAAGGCUCCUCAGGCCCAACUAGCAGGGCACAGAGCUCUCCAGAACUGGAGCCAUCAUAUGGCAAUCAGGAAAAAGCAAGAGAAACACCUAGGAGAAAUUCUUCAGAAGCCAGAGAAUGAAUUGAUGAUGAACAUCGCGGAGAAUUACAGGCAAGUCAUGGAAGAAAGGGACCUCAUUGACCGGAGUCUCCCCUACCUCCAUCCUGGAAAGGGAUUCCGAGUAGGAAGCGAGUUCUGGAGCCAGCCCGACCAUAUUGGAGAUGAACUCACCGGCCUGAUGCUGACACUGACUCGGACGGAACGUGGGGACCGAGAGCCAAUCACUCAUGUGGGCAAACCCCGCACUGUCCAGAAGGAAACGGCUCUGAAGCCCCCAACGAAGAUUCCUUGCCAUCUAACCUGGGAUAAGAGUCUUUUCCUGAAACAUCGGCGGCAGGAGCUGAAAUCUGUCCUGGAGGAGCUGGGUUUUUAUAAGCCGGAUCUGGAAGGACUGGAGCUGAUUGGUAAAGGGCAGCCGUUCACGUCUGUCUCAGCAGAGGCUUCUCCAUGUUCCACUUCUCCAUGUUCCACUCCUCCUGAAGAGAUUGACAGUGACUCCUGCAACGUGGCUCCAGAAGAAGAAAAGCAUCUAUCUUUAGUUUUCUGUGGCAAGCCUGCUCGUUGGAUCAAGGGCAUGACUUCUUGCAGGAAUGAAAUUGGUGUUGCUGCCCGGCUCACCUUCGAGACUCUGGCUGGUGAGGAGGCCGAAAGCUUCCUCACGGUGAGCAAUGAUGGCACAGCUGCCAUCUGGUACAGCUGGAUGAGGCUGCCCCAGCAGAUUCCCUCCAGAGAAACCAAGGGGAGGAGGAUGCCAUGUUUUUACUUUGAUACCAGACCAGGUGUAAUUUUGCCUGGAGAAACUCGGAGGUUUUCCUUUCUUUUCAAGUCAAGGAGAGCAGGCAUUUUCAGUGAGCCCUGGGAAUUUAGGACACAUCCUCUGUUAUUAGGAGGAGCUCUGCUGCAGGUGACCCUUUGGGGAAUUGCUGUGUAUGAGGAUAAAUUGGCUGACUUCAGAGAGAAUCUGGAGAGUGACCUGGCUGCUCGAGAAGGUGCUGCUAUAGUCAAAGACAAUCUCAGUGAACUUCUAGACCAAGUUCGGACCCCAGAGCGCACCCCAUCUCCUGCCUAUGCCACCGAGGAAGAGUUGUUCCACAGGAAGAAUCCCGGGUUUUAUUAUCAGUAUCAAGUGGUAAAGCAGCUGCACAAACUAUGGAGACAGUACAUGACUGUGCCUUCAGCCUUCGAGGAGAAAGUGCCCUCAGACCAGAGGAGCACUGCAGAGGAGGACACGGAGUACCAGGAGAGCACUGUGGAGCCUCUCCCUGCUCAGAGCAGCACCACGGAGCUCCCAGGUGGGAAGAAAUCACUAGAGGAGGCUCUGAGGCAAAAGAUGAGCAUUGAGGAGGAAGAAGCAGGCCCGUCAGGAUGGAACCUUUCCCUUGAGGACUUUAAACAGGCCAUAAUGUCAAUCCCUGGGGAAGAGCAGCGGGAAGAAGCACUGACCCAGCUCAAUAAGGCAGCUCUGGAGCUGUGUGUUGAACAGAGGCCAGUUCAGUCAGACCUUCUGUAUCCACUCUGCCUCCAGCUGUGGCGGGGAGCAGUUGAUGAUAUGGUGAGUCACGCUCUGAGGCUGAGAUCCCUGUAUGGCUUGCUUAAGAAGGACACCUAUGCAGAUGCUGUUCCAGAGGAAACAGAGGAAGUAAAGCAAGGAGGAGAAAAAAAAGGAGGAAAGGAAGACAAAAUAGCCACUAAGAAAGAAGAGAAAAAGGAUAAAGAACGCAAAAAAAGUAGAGCGACACCAGGGAAAGAGAAAGUGGAACAUCAGGGCAGCAGAAAGCUGAAAGCGAAAGAUGAGAAGCGGACACCUUCCAUUGCAUCAGUGAAGGUGAAAGAGGGAGCAGAGCCCCCAAAAGUAAAAGAUGAGAAGCGGGUAUCUGCUGCUUCAUCACUGAAGGAGAAAGAGGGAGCUGUAACUACAGAGGGAGUAGAACCUCCUCAGGAGCAGGUGGACUCUGUUUCAUUUGGAAUAUACCAGGAAAAACUCUAUAUUGAAGUUUACAAGCUGCUGGAUUCAAUGGUGAGUGAAAUGGUGUCUUUAUUUGAGGAUCUAAAGCAAUAACGUGCUCUGUAGUGGGAGAGCUGAAACCCUUUGCAUGUAGAAAUAGCUUUAAAAAAAUAAAUAAAUAACCAUAUUUACACAGA
Messenger RNA from Pipra filicauda (Wire-tailed manakin), 2806 nucleotides. It is a transcript of the gene MYCBPAP, whose product is annotated as MYCBP associated protein. NCBI's taxonomy places the organism in Eukaryota, Metazoa, Chordata, Aves, Passeriformes, Pipridae. Bases 45 to 2723 code for a protein of 892 amino acids. The record is from RefSeq and is a predicted model, not a curated record. The transcript is spliced from 19 exons.